This is a messenger RNA of Lactuca sativa (garden lettuce), 1274 nucleotides long. RefSeq lists its product as uncharacterized. Gene Ontology annotation, molecular function: mRNA binding. Gene Ontology annotation, cellular component: DSIF complex. The record is from RefSeq and is a predicted model, not a curated record. NCBI's taxonomy places the organism in Eukaryota, Viridiplantae, Streptophyta, Magnoliopsida, Asterales, Asteraceae. Gene Ontology annotation, biological process: regulation of transcription by RNA polymerase II; regulation of DNA-templated transcription elongation; transcription elongation by RNA polymerase II.
CCAUACGUCGACCGUAGGUAUCGUUAAUUAUUGGCUAUUAAAUCUCUCUGCUAUCAGGGGAAACCCCCCCAAAAUUUGUCUACAGAUUACAGGUGAAAGAAAAAAUGGCAGGUAAGGGAAAAGGAACAGCAGCAGAUUAUUUAUCGGGGAAACGGACGCGUGACGGAGGCCCGAAGACAGUAUUUCGGAGUGACUAUCUGUUCAGUUCUCGUGACGUGGAAGAUUCUAGAAAUGGCGUGUUUCUUAAAAAUUACUUUGGUCAAGAUCUCGGAGCCCAGGCUGGACCAAAGGCUCCUGGCAUUCCCGUUUUUCCCAAAAACGAAGAGAGAUAUGAAGAGAAUCAAGACAAGUUUCUUGAAGAGCAUUAUAAACAUUUUCGCAGCAAGUAUGGUGGGGUAUCCGUGGGCAGCUGGGCUCGUGUGAAAAGAGGGAAAUACAUGGGAGAUCUAGCACAGGUUGUGAAUGUGAAUGAGUUUCAGAGGAAAGCCACUGUUAAGCUUCUACCGAGAAUAGAUCUACAAGCCAUGGCUAUAAAAUAUAGUGGCGGAGAUACUGGGUACCAAUAUACAUCUCCAGCUCCUAGACUUAUCACAUCCAGUGAACUAAACGCAUAUAGGCUACGAGUUAGGCAUAGCCUUGACCCUGAAACAGGAGAUUUGUAUGAGGUAUUUGAUGGAAUGAAACUGAAGGAUGGUUAUGUCUUCAAAAAACUCUCCUUGGAUUCGUUGAAUUUCUCUAGCAAGCCUUCUGAAGCAGAGCUUAAAAAAUUUAGUCCUGGCAAGGAACAAGAAGAAUCCAAUGAUUUAAAUAAAAAACAAACUACAAAUAACAAUCAAGUACCAGAGGGUUUGUCGAGCUCUGACAUGGAGAAUACUUUUGAAAUUCCUGAUCUUGUGAACCUCGGUGGCAAGGCAUUUGGAAGAGAGAACGAUGCCUCUGAAGCUAGGUUUGUGGAGAAACUAAGGAGUGGAGCAAAAGAGUUGAGUGAUCUGAUGGAGGAAGCGGCUACCAGAUGUUUGGGGAGGGCGUCUGUUGAGAAUCAACUUCGAUGUGCUAUUGAGGAGUUGCAGUCAUGCAAGGAGAGGGUUUCUGCUGCAGAGGCGGAGCGUGAUACCUUACGUGAUCGUCUUAAGCUUGAUAGGAAGAAGAUAUUGGCUAUCUUCAGGAGAAUUUUGGAUACAAACUUUGACUUGUUCCCCCGUCUCAAAGAAGAUGUUCGUAUUUGGUGUGCAAACAUUUAGUUGGAUUGAUGAAUGAAAGCUCUAGUUUUUUCA